Molecule: messenger RNA, 762 nt
Organism: Beta vulgaris subsp. vulgaris (sugar beet)
Lineage: Eukaryota; Viridiplantae; Streptophyta; Magnoliopsida; Caryophyllales; Amaranthaceae
Product: GPI-anchored protein LLG1
Exons: 3
Coding region: 100-648 (182 amino acids)
Source: RefSeq, a predicted model, not a curated record
UUGACAAAAUCAAAAUCACACAAUUAAAGUUUUUCUCUUCCCUCCUCAUUUCAAUUUCCUCUAGCUUAGAUACAGAAGGAAGACCACAAAGAAAAAAUAAUGUCGAUGUAUUCAAAGAAGCGUAUACAAACUCCAUGGAAUUUCAUCAACUUAUUUCAUUCUUCAGCAGCAAUAAUCUUCAUGACUCUCUUCCUUGGCCUUCCUUCAGCUUCUGCUUAUUCUUCAGAUCGAUUGCAACUCCCUCAACUUUCCGUUGGCCGAAAUCUUCUUCAGGCUAAAAAAGAUUGCCCAAUUGAUAUUCAGGGUUGGAACUACACAGUCAUAACAAGCCAAUGCAGAGGACCAAAAUAUCCUGCUGAGAUAUGUUGUGAGGCUUUCAAGGAAUUGGCAUGCCCUUAUGCAAGAGACUUGAACGACUUAACUAACAAUUGUGCUACCACUAUGUUCAGCUACAUUAACCUCUACGGCAGCUACCCGCCUGGCCUUUUCGCAAACAUCUGCCGCGACAGCCACCGAGGUCUUGAGUGCACUGAUGCUCAGAAGUCCAACCCCUCUCAUACCGCUUCUAGUAGUACUAGUACUACUGCACCCAUUCUAACUACCAUGGUUCUCUUCUUUCUUCCAAUCUUGUACUUCUUCCUUAUUUAAUCUUAUUGAUUGGCUCCUUUUCCUUUUGUGUGACUUUGUAAGUAAAAUUUUGUCUUGUAUUUCUAUGACCUUGAGGUGUAACUGAAAAAAACUAUAUAUACCAUUCUUUUAUUU